Molecule: messenger RNA, 2746 nt
Organism: Liolophura sinensis
Lineage: Eukaryota; Metazoa; Mollusca; Polyplacophora; Chitonida; Chitonidae
Product: 5'-3' exoribonuclease 2-like
Exons: 33
Biological process (GO): nuclear-transcribed mRNA catabolic process
Cellular component (GO): nucleus
Molecular function (GO): 5'-3' RNA exonuclease activity; RNA binding
Source: RefSeq, a predicted model, not a curated record
AGAAAACAGAAGCGUCAAACAUAAGUGAUUAAAUCGCUGAAAAACCUGAUUCCCGAUGGGAGUCCCAGCGUUCUUCCGAUGGCUAAGUCGGAAAUAUCCCGCAAUUUUGGUAAAUUGUGUGGAAGAAAAGCCAAAACAAGUUGGAGAUGUAAAGGCUCCAGUGGACUCUAGUCAGUCUAACCCAAAUGAGGUGGAGUUUGACAACCUGUACCUGGACAUGAACGGCAUCAUUCACCCAUGCUGUCAUCCAGAAGACAGGCCUGCUCCCAAGAAUGAGGAUGAGAUGAUGGUUUUGAUAUUUGAAUACAUUGACAGAAUCUUCUCCAUUGUCCGACCUAGGAAGUUGCUCUACAUGGCGAUUGACGGUGUGGCACCACGUGCUAAAAUGAACCAGCAGAGAUCCAGAAGAUUUAGAGCCUCGAAAGAAUCCAAGGAAAAAGCAGAAGAAAUUACUAAAGUGAGAGAAGAACUUCUCGCCAAAGGAGCGUACGUUCCCCCGGAAAAGCCGGCCUCUGAGAAGUUUGACAGUAACUGUAUUACCCCUGGCACGCCGUUCAUGUUCAAGUUAGCGGAGUGUUUGCGGUACUACGUUCAUGAUCGUUUGAACAAUGACUCGGGCUGGAAAAACAUCAAAGUGAUCCUGUCAGACGCCAAUGUACCCGGGGAGGGAGAGCACAAAAUCAUGGACUACAUCAGGAAACAGAGAGGUCAGCCUGAUCAUGAUCCUAACACACACCAUUGUUUAUGUGGCGCAGACGCUGAUCUGAUCAUGUUGGGUCUUGCUACCCAUGAACCCUACUUCACCAUCAUCCGGGAGGAGUUCAAACCCAAUAAGCCCCGCUCAUGCGAGCUCUGUGGACAAAUCGGUCAUGAACUGAAGGAGUGUACAGGGGCUGCAAAGGAAAAGCAAGGAGAGUUUGAUGAGUUGCCAGCCUCGGUGGGAGAAGAACAGGCCUUCAUUUUCCUGAGGUUGAACAUUCUACGGGAAUACCUGGAGAGAGAGCUCAUGAUGACAGGGCUGCCAUUUACCUAUGAUUUUGAGAGAGCUCUGGAUGACUGGGUGUUUAUGUGCUUCUUUGUGGGAAAUGAUUUCUUACCUCAUUUACCAUCAUUAGAGAUCAGAGAAAAUGCCAUUGACAGACUCAUUAAUUUAUACAAGAAGACAGUUCACAAAACUGGGGGCUACUUGACAGACAGUGGUGUAGUCAACCUGAGCAGGGUCCAGCUUGUUAUGGCAGACCUGGGGGAAGUGGAGGACCAGAUUUUUAAGACGAGAAGAGACAAUGAGCUUAAUUUCCGGAGGAGGAAUAAAGAAAAGAAGAAGAGGCUGAAACAGUUUAAGGACAGGCCUAAUUGGACGCCCAGGGGACAGUUUGCUCCACAGCCAAUCGGGAACAGGCCGUCUCCCAUUCACAACCCCAAACAGACGGCUAUGGACAUGAGAGUACAGGGUAGGAAUUACGGCACGUCAGCUGACAGCUCAAACAAGGAGGCAGCCGCAGCACUCAGGUCAAUGCUCAAGAACGGGGAGGAAUCAAAUGAACAGCGAGGAGAAAAACGCAAGUCAACGGGCGAUGAUUCUGACGAGGAAGAGGAACCCCCAGACAAUGUCAGACUGUGGGAAGAUGGUUGGAAGGAAAGGUACUACAAAAACAAGUUCAAUGUAGAUAUCAGUGAUGCAGAAUUCAGACAUACUGUGGCUAACCAUUAUGUGAGGGGCUUAUGUUGGGUGUUGCGCUACUACUAUCAGGGUUGUGCAUCCUGGAAGUGGUAUUUUCCAUACCAUUAUGCCCCUUUUGCCUCAGAUUUUGUGAAUAUCGGGGACUUACCUAAUGACUUUGAGAGGAACACAGAACCAUUCAAGCCACUGGAACAGCUGAUGAGCGUGUUCCCAGCAGCCAGUAAACAGCACCUGCCCCUCACUUGGCAGAGACUCAUGGAGGAUCCGGAAUCACCUAUUAUAGAUUUUUACCCAGUGGAUUUCAAAAUAGAUUUGAAUGGAAAGAAAUAUGCUUGGCAAGGUGUAGCCUUGUUACCGUUCGUGGAUGAGAAGCGACUGAAGGAUGCGUUACAGUCUGUGUAUCCAGAUCUCACUGAGGAUGAAAAGAAAAGAAAUGUGCGAGGAAAUGACCGCCUGUUUGUGGGUCAGUCACACCCAGUCUUUAGCUUCCUGGAGGGUCUGUAUGAAGGGGAGAGAACUGAGGAGAUGCUCGAUAUUAAUGCCAAGCUAACUCAGGGAAUGGCCGGCAAAGUUGCGUGUGACGAGUUUGCUGUGAUGACAAGCGGUACGUUUAAAUCUCCAAUACCAAGCCACCUGCCUGAUCUCACAGAGAACAGAACAAUAACUGUGAAAUACCAAGAUCCACAGUAUGAGGAGGGAUAUUUGUUCCAGGCUAAGGUCUUACCCAAUGCAAAAAUGCCAGACAAAGUUCUCAAACCUGAGGAUUUCAACAACAGACAUCCGGGCCAUAACUUCCGUCCUCAGUUGGGCUUCACUAAAAGUUUCGGUCACAGGGGUGGGAGGGACAGCUCUACAGCAAACCGAUUUAUCAGACAUGGUCUGGGUUCACAAGAAGGUCAGGGAGGGGGCUAUGGCCGUCAACAUGGACAGGGUUACAAUGAGCAUAGGAGACAGAACUCCUGGGAUAAUGCCAGAUUCCAAGAUAAUAGAGGUCAAGGCUAUGGUGGUGGGGGUUAUGGAGGCAGAGGUGGAGGCGGGGGCAGUCGAUAUGGCGGGGGUAGUCGA